This is a messenger RNA of Pygocentrus nattereri (red-bellied piranha), 5990 nucleotides long. RefSeq names its product adhesion G protein-coupled receptor A1a (gene adgra1a). Bases 479 to 2455 code for a protein of 658 amino acids. Lineage: Eukaryota; Metazoa; Chordata; Actinopteri; Characiformes; Serrasalmidae. The record is from RefSeq and is a predicted model, not a curated record. Gene Ontology annotation, cellular component: glutamatergic synapse; postsynaptic density; plasma membrane. Gene Ontology annotation, molecular function: G protein-coupled receptor activity. The transcript has 7 exons. Gene Ontology annotation, biological process: cell surface receptor signaling pathway; G protein-coupled receptor signaling pathway.
AGCUCCACCCCCACUUCUCCUCCACCUUUUGGUAUCGCCCACGCUCAAGUGGAAACUUAUCAAUCGCCUUGUUGAGGGGGGACAGCACAGCCCAGCAGGAAUUUAGCGCUCAAUUUUAGGAAGAUUUUGAAAAAAACCUGGUACUCGUUUAGUUUGUCUACUAAAAGGCCUGGCUCUCACACUCAGCACUGAGCCUUCCACGCGCGCCUUGGUGUUCGUCUUCCACACGGAUGGAGCGUUUUUCUCCGCCUCAUUCCCGUCCAGUCUCUCAGAUGAUGGAACGUAGAGGCGCCUUUCCUCACCAGUUGCUCUGGUUCAGUUAGAUGGACGCGGCGGCGGGUGCAGCGCGCGCUGCCUCCUGUCGCCGCUCGCGAGCCGGACCGCUCUCCGACCACGUGCCCCGCGGCCUCCUGCUGACGGACUGCGAGAGAGCGCACACACCACUGCACUGAAGCUGGAGCGCGACUUCGCAGAGCUGAUGGAUUUGAAGAGGGUGCUCUCCUUCCCUCCGUAUCCAGGGGACUACCUGCACCCAGUUGUGUAUGCAUGCACGGCAGUUAUGCUGCUCUGCCUGCUGAUAUCAAUUAUGACGUACAUUAUACACCACAGCGUCAUCCGAAUCAGCAGGAAAGGAUGGCACAUGCUCCUGAACUUCCUCUUCCACACAGCCAUGACGUUCGGGGUGUUUGCAGGAGGCAUCAACCAGAUCAAGUACCCUGUCGUCUGCCAAGUGGUUGGCAUCAUCUUGCACUACUCCUCUCUCUCCACAAUGCUUUGGCUGGUGUUCACUGCCAGGAAUAUUUGUAGAGAGGUCUGUAAGGCUCCGCCCCCACCUCAGGGCAGGGAUCCGCCCACACAGGCUCGCCCCAAAGCCACCUUGUUCAGAUUUUAUCUGGUCAGUGGUGGGGUCCCCCUAAUUAUUGUGGGGGUCACAGCUGCUGUUAGCCUGGACAAUUAUGGGAGCAGAGACGAUGCCCCUUAUUGUUGGAUGGCGUGGGAACCAAGUCUAGGAGGCUUUUAUGGCCCCACUGUCUUCUUGGUCCUGGUGAUGUGUAUCUACUUCCUGUGCACAUUUGUGCAGCUGAAGCGACACCCUGAGCGCAAGUACGAGCUGAAGGCUAUGACCGAAGAGCAGCAGCGGCUGGCCACUGCCGAGAUGGGCCACUGCCACGCCGGAGAGCACGGAGAACAUGGGGACCACUCAGGCUGCACAGCCAUCACGGCUUCCAUGCUGGCCAAUGAGCACUCCUUUAAGGCCCAGUUGCGGGCCACUGCCUUCACGCUCUUUCUCUUCCUGGCCACGUGGGCCUUCGGGGCACUGGCUGUAUCACAGGGCCACUUCCUAGACAUGAUUUUCAGCUGCUUGUAUGGAGCAUUUUCUGUCACGUUGGGGCUCUUCCUGCUGAUCCAGCACUGUGCCAAACGGGAUGAUGUGUGGCACCGCUGGUGGGCCUGUUGUCCCUCUAAACCGAAAGUGGAGGUGAAUGGAGAGGCAGCAGGCAAUGCUGUCACUCAGAUUCAAAGCCACACCCCUCCUUCCCACAGCCAGACUCAAAUCCACUGUCCAGCAGAUCCGCCUUGCCCUGCUAAACCUUUACUCUCCCCUCACCUCCACACUUCUUCACCCCAUUGCAAGCUUGGCACCUUGCCCUCCGCUCAGAACCAUGCUAAUACCUGCUGUGCUGCUCUGCACACCUCAUCCCCCAUGCUAGGCGGCUCCUCCCGCCCUCAGUCGCUUCCUGAUGAACUGCCCCGGCCUACUCUCCCCCUUCAGAGUUGCCUGAAGGAUAGAACUAAGUCACGCUCCUUCAACAGGCCACGCCCCUGCCUUAGGGACUACGGCUACCAUAUGGCUUCCACCAGCAUGGACGGCAGCGUGCACAGCUCGCACCUGGACAGUCCUCACAGUGUCCGCCUAGACAACCCACUCACUUGCCAUACUUCACACCUGGACAGCCAGCUGUCCUGCCACAGCCCUCAUCCGGAGAACCAGUUGCGCUGUCCCAGCCCUAGCCCACACUUGGAGGGCCUGGCCUCGCACAGCCUGCAUGACAGCAUAUCCUGCCAUAGCGUGCACCUGGACCUGGACGGACACGAUGGCCACACCUGCCACAGACACACCUGUUGUGCAAAGGCUGACCCUUUCUCCAACUUCUGCUGCCCCAAAACGGAUCCCUUUGCCAGCACUUGCCAGCCAGAGGACACCGACCCGAGUUCCCUGAUAUACAGCAAUGCUAAAACAGCCGAUAAAGAGGAGGACGUCAUUCUGCACUUGGAUAUCCCCCCUCCGCGGGCCGCCCUGUCCUGCUCUCAGGCCACUCUCAGCAGAAAGGGCACCCUUGGCCGUAGAGGGACGCUGAGCCGCAAUGGCAGCCUGCAUGAGGACUACGCCUUCAGUUCAGAUGCCACAGGUAACAUUAGGACAGGGCCGUGGAAAAACGAGACCACUGUGUAGCCCUGUAACUGAUGGUUAACAGCCUGUUUCUUUCUCCCAAGUUAAACUACUGUGUAGUCCCGGCCCAGGGCUGUUCCCAACAAAAAAGGCCCUCUGACCUCUGAACUAAACUACUGUGUAGUCCUUCUGCUGUGGCUCUCAUCUGCACUCUCCCCACAACCUCACAACCAUCACUUUUACCACUAAAUAGAACUUUGUGGCUUUAAAAACCUCCUCUCGAAUCCUAGAUUUCACCAUAUUUUGCUUCUCAUACUCUACUCACUCGUGUCCAUUCCUCAGUUUAGCCUGUUGAAAAUGUUUUGUCCACAGAUACAUUUUUGUUUGUGAUUCUGACAGUUGAUUUUUUUGUACAUUUAACUGUUCUUGGAUAACGUACAUAAUGUGCAAUUACUUCAGUGUGAGUGAAUGUGUGUCUGAGUGCAUGUGUUUGUGUGCAUAUGCUACAUAUGUACAUGUGGUAACAUGCUUUCCUGCUCAUGUAUUUACAUACCUGUUGAGGGUUUAGUGCAAGGAGGGAUUUAUAAUAGUUCUAGAUUUUUCGCCAACUGUGAUCACACCAGCACUGUAAAAUGAUGUAUUUUCACGAAAAGAAACAAGCUAUGAAUCGUCACUGAGAAAAUGUGGAUUUGAUGCAAAUGAAAUUAAGUCACUAGGAAUUUCAUUGAUUUAUAUUUGCCAAAAGUUUCUGUAAAGAACCCCAGCACCAGUUGAAGUCUGAUCCUUGACUAUUCUUGACUAUGGAGAUAUUGAAAGUAUUGUCCUUCACCAUUAAGCCGUGUUGAGGGUUGCUUUUUUCAUGUUUAGCCAUGAAAACAGCUAAACAAACAGUCUUUUGUCAGUUACCAUGGUGACAAAUCAUGAAGAGAGGUACCCAACUAGCAUUCUGGACCGCACAUAAUAUGCACAUAGUGUUUUCUUGCAAGAUGCACAUCUAAAUCAAUGGCCUUAUUAAGUCUCAGUUAUGCAUUGAUCUAGAGUUUUAUGUUGCACUGAAUCAUUCAAGCAGAUUUAGCAUAACAGCAUACAUGAGGGACGGGGUAGUUCUUAAACAUCGUAAACAAAGUCAUUGAGCAUCAGCAGUUGAAGCCUCACAUUUUAAAGGUACUCUUUUUUGUAGGGCAAUUUUCAUAAGGCUACAUCACACUUUUAUAACAACUUACAUAAUUGGGGUGUGCAUUGCUACACUUGUACCUUUUUAGGUGACAGCACUGCUGUUGCACAAAAAGUUAGCAUCAUGAAGUGGACUAUGUUCCAAACAGAUUUCUAUUGAAAAAUAGCCAAGGAAGAUUGGUAGAUUUCUGUGUCAGUUGUGUAACAUAACAGAGACUACUCCAGACAAGCUAAUUAGCUAAAACUACAGCUAACCAGUACAACACUGGAGACACGUCUUCUACAGGUGGUCAGGUGGUCAUUGGACAAUGUGCUAACAAGUUAGUUUGUUAAAGAAAUAUACUUCAACUUUUUUUGGACCAAGCUUACACCUGCCUAGCGUGUUUAUUGUCUUUGGCAAAGUGCUCGUAUUUGGGAGUAGGAACAUUACGUACUUAUUCACAAAUAUGAGUGAAUUUUGACGUUACACAGUUGUGUAAAAACAGAAAAUCUGUGUGUAACUUUGUUGCUCUGUGUAUUUUCUCCACCUUCCCAUGAUUAAAAAAAUUCAUUUGAAAUUAAGCUGGGACUUACUCAUAAAAUUCCUAAUAAAUUAGUCCCAAACUACCUAUUUUACUAUUUUAACCUUUUAAGAUCUACAUAAUUAUGGAACUAGAGGAAGUGCAACAAAUCGUAUACCUUUUAGAUGUAAGAAUCUUCCGGUUAAUCUUAAACAGCAAAAAGGUGAGAGGAGCUUUAAAUACAUUUGGAAGGAAUGGCUGUUAAACAUGUGAUAUUGUAAAUUGGCAUUACUUUAUAGCAAUUUUCACUCACUGUUCUUACCUGUUACAAUCUGUAUCCUGAUGACUUUUAUUAGGACCACAAUGAUUAUGGCUUAUUUAAAUGUAUGCAAAUUCUGUGUGAAUGCAGUCUUAGUUUAUCUAAUUGUCAAAUCUAUCUCUCCAUCCAUCCAUGAUGAAAUGCAAUGAAUACCCAAAAAAGAGAUUGCAGUAUUUGAAUACUUGUAACUUAAACAGUUAACAGAGUACUCAGGUACCUGUGCACAUCCCUGCUACAGAAUCAUGUAUAAACACAUAAUCCAGUAGGUGUCUUUUGUCAUAAUAUCUGCAAGGUGACAUUUAGGUUGUGUCAUGACACUUUCAAGGGUGAGAUGACGUAGACGUUUAAGCAAUAUAAUGAUAAUAAUGACCGAGCUUGCCAAGUCCGGCUGCUUGAACAAAAGAAAGAAUUUCUGUUAAAAUAAGCUUCAUUUUACCAAUUACAAGAUUUAAACUAGGUCACAUCAUCAGCAUCAUGCUAAGCUGAUGCACCCAGAGCUACAAAGUCAGUUGUUUUGACCCAAAACCAUCAUGACAGAACCCAAUGUCAGAAAAAAUCAACUUGGGAUCAACUUGACAAAGCAGACCUUGAUGACAUAUGAUGCCUAUUGCAAAAAGCCUCUAUAAAUGUUUAUGUAGGUUUAUGUCAGUUGUCAAGUCAAGAUGUCGUGUGCCUUACGAACAUUGCCCUAUAGUAAAAUGAUACUCUCCUAAAUUAAUCUCAGUUUUUAGUCACCACUCUUAAUAUGAUGCCAGUCCCCAGCUACCCACUUCCCUUAAAUUCGUCCUUUCUCACGUUUUCUUCUGUAGCAUUUGUCUGACCAGUGUCAGCUCCUCUUUGUAUGAACUGACUGAAAAAUGCCGAAGCUGUCAGGAAUGAAAAUGUUGCCUGAACUGAAAGCUUAUCUUACUGUGAAAUGUGCAGCAAAAAAUGUACACAUAUUAGUCACAUGAUCAUAGGGAAUACGCCAGUAGCUACACAUUUCAGAGCUCGUAUGUGGUGUAGAAUUGCAGUCUGUCACACAAGAGACAUGUUAAUCCUGUGAGCUAGAUAUCUGUCUUGACAUUUGUUUUAAAUAGAAUGCGCCAUAUAACUGAUGGGGAUGGCCAUGAAAACAACAUGUCAGUGUUGGAGACAUGCUAAACAUUUCAAAUAGUCUAUUCCUCGUUUUUUGUUCUGUUGUGUUUCUCUGUGAGCUCAGGGAUCAAGUUGCAUUUUUUCACCAGUAAAGCCACGCAAAUACUGUAAGUGCAUGCGAUUAACUGUCGACCCCUAUGUUACAAAAAAGGAAAGCCAAGAAGAACUGCAGCGAGUCAUUUUAUACACUGCCCACAUUGACUCUGUCUCUGCCCCUUUAAGUCUGCAGACGAACUUCACGUGCCCCCUUUACUUUCAUUUAUGGGAAGAAAGUGAAAUGUGUCUACCUGCAUUUUGUUCCAUGUAUCGUGCCAUUCGUACACCCACCUCUUUUUGAUAGGACAUGAAAGCGCUGCAUUGAUCUUUGUACAGUACAUGUGAUUUGUGCUGUGACCUAACCCAAAGCCAGCCAUUUUGUUUCUUUUAUACAUUUGCCACUGUUUCCAAUAAAUGUAUUUUAUCACCACGU